Pocillopora meandrina is the source of this 9155-nucleotide messenger RNA. The record is from the annotation of a GenBank genome assembly. Lineage: Eukaryota; Metazoa; Cnidaria; Anthozoa; Scleractinia; Pocilloporidae.
UUAUUCUCAGACCCGCCCACAAUUCAGAAUGUCACCACGUCAUCUAAGAAGUCUUGGAUUGGCCAGACAGUGACUUUGAAGUGUCUUUCUGAUGGUGUUCCUACACCAACACUCUCUUGGUACAAACCUGAAGGAAGUGAAAUAAACAGAGUCACAGCCAGAGAAAACAAAGUACAGGUGCCACUCAGGGGUGAUCAAGAUUUUGGUCAUUACAAGUGCAUUGCUGCCAAUGGACUUACUCCACCUGAUGAGGAGUUAAUAAAGAUAAAUCCGAUAAGUAAGUAAAAAAGAUCAGUGUAUUUUGAUAAGAAGAAAAGUAUAUAGAAGGUCAGCAUUUUCUUUGCUUUUGCCCAUUAUCACUUUUUCAGGUGUAUUAGAAGUAAAACCCAAAUUUUCUUACAAAGUACUCGACAGAGUAACUCAUUCACUUUGUACAUUUGAUAGUUUAACAUAUAAUAUAUGCGGAUAUUUUGCAAGGCCUAUAGUUGUGUGGAAAAAUGUAAGCUUAUGUUACACCAUCGAGUAAGGGACUUAUCAUUCUUUCAUUUGCUAACAAUUUGGCCGCUUAGUUUUCGACAUACAUCCUGCGGCCUUAUCUGAGCGUUCCAAUGACGUUUCCCGUCUUUAGCAGCAUUAGACCUUCACAUGUAUUUCACGUUCGUUACGCCAAUGAGGUAUAACAGCGUAAUAGUGGAAUUGUGCCGGAUAUAGUAAGCCUGAUCUUUUAGUGGAAAAUGCACCCAUAUUUGUAAAAACGAUUAACAGUAAAUUGACGACACCCUGCCUACUGGUAGCAUUAAACACGUUAAAAAAGAGCGUUGAAAUUCAGGAAGAUUGGCGACAUCUUCCAAUGCGAGUAACCAUAGGAAACUUCCUCAACCAUGGAAACUUAAUUUUUCCUCGUUUUCUUAAGCUCUUGGCUGAAUUUAUCCAGUAGCUACAUGUUAUUCAUUAAACUUUAUUAAUACAAGGACUUGCAUUCAUCCUAAGUAUUGUAACAAAACUCACUGUGGAGUAAUCACUGAAAAAAAAAUUCUCCUUCGGUUUUUUUUUUUCCUUUUGCUCAAAAUGAUCCCUUUUUUAUGGAACUAUAUAGAGAAACCAGGGAAAGCAUCCAUCAAAUCGUCAGAAUCAGUCAUUCAAGCAACUUUUAUAACAAUACGAUGGACUGCACCAGCUGAUGAUGGAGGAAGUCCGAUUACAGGAUACCAACUGAUCUUACAAAAGGGUGAAACUGAGUUAGAAAAGGAUGCUAUCACCAAUCCUGGGACGACAUCUUAUUCGUUUCGUGGUUUGGAGAAAAAUACCAACUACACAAUGAAACUGUAUUCCAGAAAUGUCGUAUUCGAGGGAGAUCCUACUGUAAGGACGAUUAAGACCAAGCUUGAAGGUGAGAAUCAGAGGUGAUAUCGUGAUUGAGCACUUAGCACCAACCGUUUUGUUACCAACUUAGAUUUGUUGUGAGUGGUCCCAGUUUUACCAUCUUAUCUGCUCGCCGUAUUAUAAGAUUUUUGAUUUUAAGUCCCCCCCAUAAUGGCCAUUUUCCUCUCCCUCUCUAAUAGUUAUUUGAGAGGUACCUACUUAUGAAGAAGCGUAUCACUAAACCACAGGUAAACGUAGGUGAGAACAAGAGACAACCCACGCGGUUACGUUCCGUAAAUGCUACCUGUUUUAUCAAGAAUUGUUUGCCUUGUGGUGUUUUUUUUAUGUUCACGUCUCAAAAUCUUUUGAUAUAAACUAAUAACAACAAAAAACGCUAGAUACUGAUCUUUACGUUAGUUGGAUACAACUUUUCCUAAACGCUUACCGGCUAUAUUCAGAACACCCAACAACCAACUAUCCAUUUUGCAGUAUUGGAGUGGAUCCAGAAUUUCGAAAAGGGGGCUUCGAACAAAUGGGGGGCCGCAGGGGGCAUGCUCCCCCGGGAAGUUUUGAAAUUAAAGUCCUCGGAAAUGCGAUUUCCAGCGUUUUGAGGGAUGAUGGUGGACGGUUUUUAAGAUACCUUAACCAUCUCUUAUGAAAGCUAUUUUAUUAAACAAGGACUACGUUUUGGUCUUGACAGUAAUCGAGAUCAACUGACCCCUAGAAAAUGAAACUAAAAUCUCAGUAAUUUUUUUUUUCUUCGCUAUUUAAUGUGUUCUAAAAGGUCACGCUUCAGAUUCCUCAAAAAUGGGAUCAACGAGUAACAUUCUACGAGGUUGUUGUUCGGCAAAUUUCUGAACUAUAGCAUCGUAAUCGAAAGGCUUUUCAUAGUGAAUACUCAUGAAAGCCAGGCUAGAAAGUCUCUCGGUUGUCAUCGUGGUCCGAAGGUAGCCCUUGACUAGUUUCAAAGUGCUGUUUGAGCGCUCGUUAUCAGCUGAUGUUACUGGAAUUGUACAUGCUAUUCGCAACAACAGAUGUGGAUGUUCGGAAAGAUGUUGGGAUCACAAGCCUGUAGAUCGACAAAAAGUGUAAUCAAUAAAGCUGUCAUUUGUUAACCUAAGCGAAAUUUGAACAAAAACAAACUGAGUUACUUCGCGCUUCAACGAUGCACGACGCAAGACGUGCUUCAACAUGUAAGGCAGGUUGAAGCGCGUCUGGUUUGUCCGUCUCGGAUUGCUAUCUUCUCAUCCAACGAUCAUAUUCAAUGUCGAGAGUCUGUGGGCUUGGGAUAUCUGACAUAUACAUCUCGGAGACUUCAACUAGGUCUACAUUUGUGCACGCUACAGUGGUGCUUGGCAUAAGACGAAGCAAUUGCAUAGCAGUCUUCUGAGUGGACCCAAAUCUGAAAAAAAAAUUCCUAUUCCUUAUUUCUCUAAAUAUUUAUGAUUAAGUAAACAGCCGAAAGGUUGAUAAUUUGUAUAGAUUACCUUAAAGACAUUUCUUGUGUGAUAUGGUCAAGGAAUGGAAUGUACAGAUUGCGACGGUAAUAUUCCUCAGCUGUGUCAUGGGGUGCAUUUGCCCUAUGUUGUUGUCUUGACGCCGUUCUAGGAGCACUUGGUUCUGUUCCCAGCUCUGAACUGAUCUCCACAGCAUAUGCGUGCCAUCUUUUGAAGACAACAUCAUUCUUGUCUCGCAAUUGUUUCAACUUCUUCUCUGUCUCCGAAAUCAUAUUGUAGGCUUUAACAAUGUCAUUAGACUUUUUUGUAUCUGUACGUCAGUCGGCUUUAUGAAUGCCAGAAUUUUCAUCGUGACCGUCAAGGACAUGAGGAACUGGAAAAAACACCAGGUAUGGUAGCAGCCGUUUGCUCUUUGGAGGGUUUCUAUCACAGUUCCAAGACGUAUCAGAGCUGUAUUGUUUAUGUUGCUGUUCAUCUAAAAUAACCUCAAACGUUUUAACUACUGAUGGAAGUAACUGAACAAAAGUUUCAUGCGCCUCGUGAUGCUCCACCCAACGAGUAUGGCAAGGGUCGCUAAUCUUGGUUCCUUGAGACUCUGGCUGAUCUAGGCUUAUCACUUUUUUCAAGCACUUCAGCCGCUUAGGGGAGUAAUUAAAAAAGUUUGCACAUUCUGUAAUUGUGCCAGCCAUGUUGGGAACUAAUGGCAAGCUACAUGCCUUUACGAUGACGAGAUUAAGAAAUGCGAAUUGCAGUGUACGCACAAGGCUUUGAGGUUUUCCUGGAAAUUAAGCCUUGUAUACCUCUAGCUUGGGAGGACAUGUUUGAGGCACUGUCGUAAUCUUGACCUCGGUAGUGGAAAAUAUCCAGGCCUCACUGCUCGAGUUUUCCUAGGAUCAAUUGCGAGAUCACCUCUCCAGUUAUUCUUUCCGUAGACUGGAAGUCUAAAAACUCUUCGCGAAUUUUAGAGUCUGUUAACGAACCUAAAGACAAAUGAAAGCUGCUCAAGUUUGGUGUUGUCAGUCACUUCGUCGCACAGAAUUGAAAGUACCUGUUAUCGCUUUUGCGCUUCUUGUCAUUGCCUCCUCAGUUGGCAAACCCCCUGGAGAGAAAAGUUUGUUUUAUCGGCGGAAAAACCGAUAAGAAGAAGAAACUCGUAUGGCUCGAGAAGCGGAGCAUGCGCACUCAUUUUUCCACCGUGUCAUGGCCGAGUGCCUUUACCAAGUCAUGCGCGAUGUCAAACUUUCUGUAAUUACGUAACACAAAUGAAUGCAUCGGUACUUCAAUUGAUCAUAUGAAAGUAGCUAAACAAAUCACUAUUUGUUUUAAGUUACAACCGACCAUCAUUUUAGGCUUCUCAUUAUCACUUUUUGUCUAUUCAAAUUAUUUUAAAUUACUUAAAUUAAUUUUGCUUGCAAUACACGUUCGUUUAAAAAAUAUCCCAAAAAAUCCUCGACCAAUUUACAGAUUAUCUAAUCACUGAUAAUGGUUGUGACCAGGUUAUUAUCAAGAAGUUGUAUAAUUAUUAGAAAUUUCACGCUGUCCAUGUUGUUGACAUCAAUCUAGGAGCCCCAGAUGUGGUCGAAAUAGACCAACUGCUAGAUGAAACAACAGACGAUACAAUUACCCUAAAGUGGAAGGAGCCAGAAAGUAAUGGAAAAGUUAUCACCAUGUAUACAGUGUACCAAAGAGUAGUAACUGAUGGGAAAGUAGGACAAUGGACAGAAAUAAGGAAAAUCAGAGGUGUUUCUACGAGAGAAUUGAAAAUAGCGUUGGAGAAAGGAAAGAUGUAUCAGUUUGCCAUAACUGCAACUAAUGAGCUUGGUGAAAGCCUAAAACAGAAGAAAGCAAAUAUCCAGCAAGUCAAGGCAGAAGGUAGUAUCUUCAAAUGAAUCUUAUUUUCGCCUUUCAAAGGUUAUCUUUUCUUUACUUAGUUUUCAAGCACUCUCCGUGUCACGAAUAUCGAGGUUUUUACGGCUGAAUUCUUCGCUUGCAAAAAACCUGAAUCAAUAUGAAAAAUUUUACUUACGUCGCAGUAGAUAUAUGUGUGCCAAUUGCAAAGAUAUGGCAUAUCUAGUAACUGAGAUUUCAAUCAUUGGCUGGCACACACAGAUAUUUUAACUAGUUUACUGACACAUGCUCACCUGAACCUGGAAAGAGAACUCUGCAACUUUUUAGAUUUAUCUUCUCGUACUUAAAUUAACUGCUUUUUUCUUUCCUUUGCCGCCAUCACUUAGUUGAUGCCUCUCUCCCACAAAAAAAAUGUUCACUCUCCCACACUGAAUUCUGAGAACUUUUCUCUCAUUUCACCACCACUGCCCUCCAUUCUUCAUACCAAUGAGAGCGACUUCGCACUUACCCUCCUCUACGCGCCGUAAUUUCGACAACAGAUUACUGAACCGCGAGAACUCAGAAGUGGCCUAUUGCCUAUUGGUCAGAAUUACUUUGUAAAUAAAUGAUCAACCCGAGGCUUUAACCUCGCGUGCAUAACACAAAACUUUUCCUUUCAUAAAUAAUGUCGAGACUGCCACCAUCAAUGUCAUCUAUUUCAUAACUUGCGGUUAUUUCAAAAAGUUAUACUUCGGCGAAAAGGAAGACGACCAGGGGAACGAUUCUGAGAACACCAUCGUGACACAAAAUACAAGAAAAACAAUAUCUCUCAAAUUGGCCUCCCAUUCGUACAUUUUAUGCCAGUGUUCUUUUUAAGUAAAGGCUUUAUACAUGAGUUCAAAUGAUAAUUCUUGUGCAAACAAACAAACAAACGUUCAUUUUAAGUCGUAUUUUGUUUUUCCCCAGUUCAAACAGUAAGCACAGAAGUUUACCUGACAGCGACAAUACAGGAGGACUGUAACAGACGUUCAGAAGUUGCUGAGAAAUUUCCAGAAAUGGUGAGAUAAUCUACUUGAUCCAUAUACUGGAGUUUAAGGAAUACUGCCAUGAGAUUUAUCAUGAAAAGUGAAUCUUAAUCAAUCUGUUCUUGAAUCAAAUCUUAAUAUUUCUGUUAGAAAAUAAGAUAUCCUGAACGAUCUUCAAUAUGUGACAAGCAUUUGAAUAUACGUUUUUUCUUGAUAUGUCCUUUUAGGCUUGUCAAAUUGCCUUCAGGUUUGGCUGCUCAUCCGCCAACACUGUGAACACCAGGUAAGGUACAGUUUGUUGCUCUACACUGAAACAACAAAUGCAAACUCAAAUUUGCCUUCUAGUAGGGGAGAGGAGCUUUAUUUCAAUGUGUUGUAUUUUAGCUGUAAAAGUGUUUUUUCUGCUCUAGCAAAUCUUAUAUAAUACAAGAUAAUUUAUGUUUGAAGUAUAUUGUCUUUAAUAUUGUCUUUAUAUACCUUGGUUUAAUACAUUGGUUAAAUCUCAAUAUAUUUUAACACUUAAAAAUCACCAAAGUACGAAUGUGUGCGAUGAUACUCUUUGCUCUCUCUCUCUUCCCCCCCUCCCCCCCUUAUCUAGGUGUGGCAGUGUUGUUCUUGACUUUAUGAUGAGGUUCAAUCAAACUGUAGUCGUCAGCAAUGUUUUGAUUGUCCUGUCGGAUGCUGCAAGGCAAGACAAAUUCAGAGGUUUCAAAGUCAAUCCAGACUCAAUUAAACAAGUUUUAAUACCCACAGAUGGCUCGGAAAGCACAACAAAAGGUAAAUUUUACAAAGAAAUUGUUCAAUGUUUACACGUAUUCUUCCGAAGAUGGACUCUUUAUAAUCGUAUUCCGUAUCUAUUUAAUUAAACAACUUAUUCUGUGACUGAUACACUUCCAAGUUUUUGUUUUUGUCGUUGUUGUUUUAUUUAAUUAAACAAAGUCUUACUCUUAAAAAUUAUUUCAGAGAGAGUAGCACCUUACUCUUCCUUAGUACCAAGCCAAUUAGAGUUAACGUUUUCCGGUCAUGAACCUCAGCUAUGUAGUAAGAGCAGUGUAUCCACCAGGAUCAGUGUAAAUGUUGUUUGAAUGUUAUUUCAUCAAGCUUUGCAAAAUGAAUCAUUUUAGGUCCUGAGGAAUGUAACUGCCCAUCAAACAACGUCUUGUUGGCCAUAAUUGGGGUUCUUGCCUUCACAGUCCUUCUUCUAAUUAUUUACAUAAUCUGGCUACAUAAGAAAGGUAGGUAAAAAAUCAUAAUCUAUGUUUGGCUGCAAGAUUCUUUUUCACGCAAAAGCAAACUUUUACUCGCGUUUAAAUCAUUUGUAUUUUUUCCUUUCGUUCUUUUUCAGGCGCUGUAGGGAAACAGAGGUAAGAAUUUUCUGCUAGUUGGUUUGUGUCGAUAUAAUGUGCCCGAAAUGGUUUCAUCUUAACACAAAACUCCAAUAAAAAUUGAUGAAAUUCUUAGCGUAAUAUAAUUAUUUAUAUGCUUUAUCAAUUGUAGGACUUAUGAAGAUAAGAGACGUGUUUGCGACGUAAGUUACAGCUAAGACAUUGAGGUCAUGUUAGUGUGACCAGAAAUUAUGUAAUCUUACUUUACCUCUACUUUCUAUGAGAAAAUAAACGCUUGCAGCAAAUGAGAAGGAAAAAAUUUGUAGUUCUACAUAAAAAAAAGCAUAUUGCAUCAGUGGCAGAUACAAUGAAAUAAAAGAGGAAGUUAGGCUCGAUAAGGUCUUUGUCCCGUGAUCAUGUCCUUUACCAAGCCACUCCAUGGAUUUUCCUUCGAUUGUCCCUGGUUCAGCCGCUUGGUUUCACUUCGCAGAUCGCUAAUUGGUCUGCACCCGGUUGAUAUUUGCUUUCUAAAUAAUAGAUUUCGUGCAUUUUGGCCGUCGUAUUUUCUUGCUGCCUUAUUUUCUAAACGUGAGUUUAGGAGCUUGGUACUGCAAGAGUUGUUUCGUGCGUUUAUUUGUCAAAAUAUUGGACUACCAAUCGACAAUCUUCAUGUUGCAGUUUGUAGCUUCGACGAAUAUGCUAUGAGCCUCGAUCACUCUAUUGGACAUGAUAGUUUCAAAAGCAGAGAACAAACUGUUAGUAAUAAUAAGGACAAGAGGUUAUAAACUAUUUAUAAUCUCUUAUCAAUAAUCUGUUAUCAUGGAAGAAUAUAAACAUUUGUCUGAUAAAAAUGGGUGAACUGAUUUUUAUAACCACGAGGUACUUUUUACUAGGAUUAAUAACAGAUUUGGAUAUGAAUACGUUAACAGUGUGUUGGUUUAAUAGAAUGAAACAUUAUUAGAAGAUAUCGAACCAAGUCUACCUGAUUCAAGAAAACUCACCCAGCCUCAUGCGGAAUACAUGGAUCUCAUAGAAGUCAACAAAGAUGAUAGAAAAGCACAAAGUACCCCUCCAGGUGCUGAUUACGUGCCUCUUCAUCCAUUAACACGCUGCUGGGAAGUUCCUAGACAUAACGUGACCAUAGAAAAAAUCAUUGGUAAAGGUGCUUUUGGUCAGGUUGCCAAGGGAACAGCAGUAGGACUUCGAGGGAGUCCUGAAACGACCACAGUGGCUAUUAAGAUGCUUAAAAGUGAGCUCUUGUACUGUAAAUUGAAUGAGUCUUGGCCUACAGACAUUCAGGAAAUGUUACCGGGUUACUGUAAUUAUUUAGCUAUUUUCCAUUUCAUAAGUUACGUUGUUAUUCCGACAUUUCGCAUAUUAUUCUCGUUAACCAAAUUUUACUCCUUGUUUUUAAUGCUCCAGCAAACGCUACUGAAUCGGACAAGAGAGAUCUGAUGAAAGAACUUGACACAAUGAAACAGCUAAAACCACAUCCUUACGUCAUUAAACUUCUGGGAUGUGUUACUGAAUCUGGUAUGCUUUGGUUAUGCGGGUCUAAUUUUGCUGUACACAUUUUUCUUAUGAUUUACUCUGUAACGCUUUCUCGUCAUUGAUAAUUUGCCUCAGUGGAAGGGUGACCGCUUCGCAAUUGAGCAAAACAAACAACCAUCGCAUAAGGUAAUUUUAUCUUCUUUUAGCCAACACAGACGUGUCUGGAUUUACUGAUAGACUAAGACCGAAUAUUUGCCACUGAACAGAUCAUUCUGUUGUAGAAGCAGAAACGCUUUUUGAAAGGGAAUAAUUGGUCUGUACUUUCUUAUGGGACCGUCGCAUAGUUUUUCUUGUUUUCAUGCGAUUUCUUCAAAAGCGUUGACCAUGACUGGGCUAUUCAUCUAUUUCAAUUACUGCUUUUUUUUUUAAAGAAAGUAACAUAUCAAUUAAAUUGUUUAAUUUCUUCAGAACAGCUGUUGGUUUUGAUUGAAUAUGUGCCUUUUGGGGAUCUGCUGGGUUACCUGAGAAAGAGCCGUGGAUUAAAAGACACUUACUACAAAGACCCGGAUAUCAAACCACAAACAAAUCUGACGUCACAGCAGCUGAUGAAGUUUGCUUGGCAAAUUGCUGAUGGAAUGAGUUACUUGUCCGCAAAAUCUGUAAGUUAG